ACCAGCAGAUGACCAAAAGAGGCCUGGAGCAUCUCUUUGCUGCCUAUGGCUGACCACAGGUAAUUGAGAGUGAUCAGGGCAUCUAUUUUACUGGACAUACAGUGCAGGAAUGGGUGUGACAGCUGGGAAUCAAAUGGAAGUUUCAUGUGCCAUACAAUCCUACCACAGCAGGCAUGAUAGGCACAAUGGCUUGUUAAAAUCUGGAUGAAAGUCAGAUACCGAUAGUCUGUGGGGAUGGUCAGUCCACUUAUGGACCGUGCUAUGGUGUUUGAAUGAGAGACCCCCAAAGGGAGCCCUGAGCCCAGUAGACAUGUUAACACAUAUGGCUGCCUCCCCUAUACUGCAAGUACAAACCAAGGAAGAAUCACUGAGGCUGAGGUUCAGCCACCAGAAUAACAUCUUGCUGCCAGCACCAACUGCACUGAACCCUGGAGACUCCAUUGAGUGGAUGUGGCCUUGGACUUUUCGACACAUUGACCAACAAUGGCUGGCUCUCCUGGCACCUUGGGGACAAGACCUGGAAGCUGGCCUCCUGUGUAUUCCUGGAAUAACAACAGAGUGGCUGCCAAAGAUCACAGUAGUAUAUCCUGAAUGGCCAGAAGCCCAGCAACAUGUCCUCACAUACAUGGAGGAUGCAGUGUGCCAACUUCUAGAGAACAAGGAAGAUAUUAGCCAGCAUGGCAUUGCCAGGUUCUUUACUGAAUAUUUCAACAGUGUAUGUCAGGGAACUCAUGUUCUCUUUCGGGAAUUCAACUUCAUCCAAGCUACUCCUCACAACAGGGCAUCAUUCUUAAAGGCCUUCUGGAGAUGCUUCCGAACUGUGGGCAAAAAUGGUGAUUUGCUGACCAUGAGAGAAUAUCACUGUUUGCUGCAAUUGCUGUGCCCAGAUUUCCCACUGGAGCUCACUCAGAAAGCAGCCAGGAUUGUGCUCAUGGAUGAUGCCAUGGACUGCUUGAUGUCUUUUUCAGAUUUCCUUUUUGCAUUCCAGAUCCAGUUUUACUACUCAGAAUUCCUGGAGAGUGUGGCUGCCAUCUAUCAGGACCUGCUGUCAGGCAAGAGCCCCAAUACAGUGAUUGUGCCAACGUCAUCCAGUGGGCAACACCGCCAGCGGCCUCCCUUGGGUGAGGCUAGCAUGCUGGAGGGAGUGGAGGCAUCACUAUUCUUACAGUGCCUGGAGAACUUGUGUGACCGGCACAAGUACAGCUGUCCACCCUUAGCACUUGUCAAAGAAGUACUGAGCAACGUUCAGAGACUGACCUUCUAUGGAUUCCUUGUGGCUCUCUCGAAACACCAUGGCAUCAACCAAGCCCUAGGAGCUUUGCCUGACAAAGGGGACCUGAUGCAUGACCCAGCCAUGGAUGAGGAGCUGGAACGGUUGGUGACCCAGAGGCUGAGCCCUCCGCCCAGCAGGCGAGAGGGAGCGCGGGGCGGCGGAGUCCGACGACCGCAGCGCUCAGAGGAUCCAGACCGCGCAAAUUCGCUCGGGGUUGGAGAGCCCCAAGCGCGCGCUGGGAGGAGUGCGACCCCAGGGGACAGAGCUGCGCUCUGGGAAGCCAAGGGCCAAGCAGUUCUUUCUCCAGGACUUACUCUUCGUCCCCACCCCUUAUCGCUACCCCGCCACCCACCCACUCACCCCAUUCCCUGAGUGUAUGUGUGCGUGGACUUCUAAAUAACAAAAUUAUGUU
Messenger RNA from Manis pentadactyla (Chinese pangolin), 1685 nucleotides. RefSeq names its product centriolar satellite-associated tubulin polyglutamylase complex regulator 1 (gene CSTPP1). Bases 311 to 1645 code for a protein of 444 amino acids. The record is from RefSeq and is a predicted model, not a curated record. NCBI's taxonomy places the organism in Eukaryota, Metazoa, Chordata, Mammalia, Pholidota, Manidae. The transcript is spliced from 9 exons.